Molecule: messenger RNA, 1016 nt
Organism: Varroa destructor (honeybee mite)
Lineage: Eukaryota; Metazoa; Arthropoda; Arachnida; Mesostigmata; Varroidae
Product: N-acetyllactosaminide beta-1,3-N-acetylglucosaminyltransferase 2-like
Biological process (GO): protein O-linked glycosylation
Cellular component (GO): Golgi membrane
Molecular function (GO): hexosyltransferase activity
Source: RefSeq, a predicted model, not a curated record
GUUGAAUCGAUUUUGUAAUAGUUUGACUUUUGCGUAGCUAGUAGUUCCCGGUGACUCGUAGGUAGAAUGCGAACGAGAUGAGAUACUUUCGGCGUUUACUACUCUACCUGGUGCUUGCUGGCCUGGUGACUUUCAUUAUUUUUGGAGGAGGAUUAAUUCUGUUUAGACACACUAGGAAAUUAUCAAGCUACCAAACUUGGAGCGCAGAUCUGAAGUUUCUAAUUCAGCCAUACGGACUUCGCGCUGAUAAAAGCGUGCUCAUAUGUAUUAUAUCAAACGUUAAAGAUUCAGAAAAACGCCACGCAAUUCGACAGAGUUGGGGAGCUACCCAAUGGUUACAAGUUGUUUUUGUCACGGGCCUUCCGGUGGGACCAAAUGCGCUCGAUCAGCUGAAAGCUCUUCGCGGCGAGGCCAGUUUACACAACGAUAUAGUUCAGAUUAAUGUCCAUGAGCAUUAUCGUAAUUCAACAUUGAGAUCUAUCGCCUUGGUGCGGUGGGCUGCGCAGGCGGCACGCGUGACCGACUAUCGAUUCGUAAUUAAGACGAAUGAUGACAAUUUCGUCAAUACAUAUCUUCUGCGAUCAUACAUGGAUCACUUUACCGAUGGCUAUUUGUAUGGUAUAUACCAAAAAGAUGUGAAGGUACAACGAUGUCAUAACAGUGGUUGUAGUAAGCAAGCUCUUCGCAAGGAUGAGUAUUAUCCUGACGUGUUUCCACCAUACCUAAGUGGACUAUUUUAUAUAUUCACUGAGGAUGCAUUGAAUCGAAUAAAUAUUCAUUUAUUUGAACCUCCGCUCAUAAUAGUCGAGGAUGUAUACAUUACUGGACUAGUUGCUGGCCGAGCUGGAGUUUCCCGUCGCAGUAUCCCUGAGAACCUUAAAAUCUACAGCGGCUUUCCCCACAGCGACGUAAUAACGAGCCUGAAUGACAGUCUCCUUGUACAAUCGAAUUGUGAUUUACAGUGGCAGAUGGGCUACUGGAAACACGUAAUCCUGCUCCUAGAUGGUUUAGGCUAA